AUGACGACGCCAGAGUUGUUCCAGGAGUCCCUGCUGCAGAUCCUGACGCAGCAGCAGCAGCAGCUGAUCGCUCAUCUAUCUCAGGAGAUGUCAGCAACCCAAAAAUGCCUAAAGGAGUUCUCCCGCGAUGACGUAGCACUGGAUGCACUAGCCGGCAACAUCACCGAAUUUCGAUACGCUCCGGACGAAGGGUGCACUUUUGAUUCAUGGUAUUCACGUUACGAGGAGCUAUUCGAUAAAAACGCCAGUAAGCUAGACGAUUCCGCCAAAGUUCGACUCCUUAUGAGGAAACUCGACCCAGCGGCGCACGAGCGGUACACAAGUUUCAUACUCCCAAAACUGUCCAAGGAGUUUGGCUUCACCGAAACUACCGCGAAGCUAAAAGCGCUUUUCGGAUCUACCGUCUCGAUCUUUCAUCAGCGGUAUCAGUGCUUGCAGACCGUCAAAGAUGAAACAGAGGACAUCGUGUCAUACUCCUGCAAGGUAAACCGUGCUUGUGUGGAUUUUAAACUUGCCGACCUAUCCGAGGAGCAAUUUAAGUGCCUAGUUUUUGUUUGUGGCCUCAAGUCCUCGAAGGACUCCGAUAUUCGGAUGCGGCUGAUCACGAAGCUGAACGAAUCGUCAGAGAUAACGUUGGCGAAGAUCGUGGAGGACUGCAGAGCCCUGACGAACCUCAAAAACGAUACCGUGCUGGUAGAAAAACCUUCAGCAACAGUGCGAGCUGUGAAGCACAACACCAACAAACCUGUCAAGCCGUCACGUCAUUCAUCGGCUGCUGCGGGUAAUGGAACCAGGGCAGAUCAGCCACGUUCUCCGUGCUGGUCGUGUGGAGGAAUGCACUAUUCGAAGGACUGCCAGUUUCGGGGUCAUCAAUGCCGAGAGUGCGAAAAGAAGGGGCAUAAAGAGGGCUACUGUGCCUGCUUCGCUGCAAAAUCAUCAUCUGGCGAUGCGAAAAAGAAUGCACGGAGCCAGAAGUCAACCAAGGUGGUCUCCGUAAACACAGUUAGCCGGGGGAGGAAAUUUGCGGAGUUGCGGAUAAACCAUGUUCCGGUCCGACUACAAGUUGAUUCGGCGUCGGACAUCAGCAUUAUCACCGCCGAAAUGUGGAAGAAGAUUGGAGAACCAGAAACAUCUCCGCCUUCUUGCCAAGCGGUGACAGCAUCCGGAGAACCGCUAAACAUCGCAUCCGAGUUCUGGUGUGACGUAUCAAUCAACGGUGUCUCCAAACGAGGUUUGUGUCGUGUCAUGGUUCCGGAAAUUUCUCUAUCAGUUCUAGGUGCCGACUGGAUGGACAACUUCGGCCUAUGGGACGUUCCAAUCAACUCGUUCUGCAACCAAAUCAGUAGCCAGUUCCAACCAGGCGUAGGGGCAAUUCAAUCAAAGUUCCCUGACGUCUUCACCAGCAGUAUGGGACUGUGCUGCAAAACCAAGGUCAAUCUACCACUACGAGGAAAUCCUAGGCCGAUAUUCCGGCCGAAACGUCCCGUGUCCUACAGCAUGGAGGGAGCCGUCGAAGAGGAAAUCCAACGACUACAUCAACUUGGCGUGCUAAAACCGGUUGAUUACUCCGAAUGGGCGGCGCCAAUAGUGGUCGUUCGGAAGCCAAACGGACGGAUUCGCAUCUGUGCGGAUUUCUCUACUGGUUUGAACGACGUCCUCGAGCCGAACCAAUAUCCGCUACCGCUGCCUGAGGAUAUUUUUGCGAAGAUGUCGGGGUGUCGGUAUUUCAGCCAUAUCGACCUCUCCGAUGCCUACCUAUAG
This is a messenger RNA of Wyeomyia smithii (pitcher-plant mosquito), 1761 nucleotides long. RefSeq lists its product as uncharacterized. Bases 1 to 1761 code for a protein of 586 amino acids. The transcript has a single exon. NCBI's taxonomy places the organism in Eukaryota, Metazoa, Arthropoda, Insecta, Diptera, Culicidae. The record is from RefSeq and is a predicted model, not a curated record.